AUGGGGACUGUUGAGGAAGCUUUAAAGUGUCCCGUCUGCCAAGACAUCUUCACAGAUCCUGUAACGCUGCCAUGCGGGCAUGAUUUCUGUCUCACCUGUAUCCAGGCUGUGUGGGAAACGGAUGUGUCUCACAACGGUCCUUUCUUCUGUCCAGAGUGUCAGAUAUUCCUCCCCUCUGACCUCACUUUGGAGAUAAACACAAGCCUUCAGAACAAAGUGAAGGACUUCACAGCUAACCAGCCAUCAGCAGCAGAGCUACAGUCAACAACAUCAAGCAGGACAACCAAGUCAUCUUCAACCAUCCACUGUGACCACUGCAUAGAGACACCAACAGUGGCCAUCAGGACCUGUCUGACCUGUGAUGCCUCACUGUGCCAGGCUCAUGCCCUGCUACACCAGCAGAGGUCUGCUCUUAGGGAGCAUACGGUUGUGGAGGUGACGGGGGAUCCACUGUCUCUGAAGUGCAGGGAACACCGUGAUGAGCUCAAGCUCUUCUGUAUGGAAGAACGGGUCCCUGUGUGCUGUUUGUGCGUUCUGGUUGGUAUGCACAAGAACCACAAAGCGUCUCAACUCCAUGAAGCCUGCGAUGACUUCAAGAAGUCUGCUGCAGAUUUCAGAGAGAGAGUCUCAGACAAAUACAGCAGAAUUCGCUUUGUGCUGAAUGGUGAUGAGCGUCUGAUGAUGCAGAUUAUCGACGCAGAGGAGACAUACAUGACAGAGUGGUUGGAGGCCCAGAAGGCCAUCAUGGAGGCUCAGAUCAAAGAGAUAGACAACCUCAGAGCCUCCAGCAAAUCACUCCUCCAAGAGACAAAUGAUCUGCAAUUCCUACAGCAAAUCACAGCACAGAAUCUUUGCGACCCUUUGGAUUUAGCACCAGUCCAGGAAGUAGAUAGAGAUCUGUGUGAUCCUGAGAAGCUGAGAACAGUAGAGCGGCUGGUGGAUGACCUCUCUGUGGCUCUGGCCCAACACUUUCCACGAAUGUGGUCAUAUCUAAGUUCUCCUGCUCUGGACUCCAGCACAGCACAUCCGAAAUUGGAAAUAUCCCAGGACCAGAAAAAAGUGUACUGGAGACGGCAGCCUGUCGAUGAAGCUCUGAGUCCUCAGCCAUAUGACUCCCAGUACAGUGUACUGGCUCAGGAGAGUUUUACCACUGGCAGGCACUACUGGGAAGUCAUUGUCCAGGACAAGCCUUACUGGUUAAUAGGUGUGACGACUGGGUCAGUCCAUAAAAAAGACAGUCCAAAUCAGAGUUCCUCCAGCCUGGGUGUGAACAACACAUCCUGGUGCAUCUAUCAUGGAGAUGGACAGUACCUGGCAUGUCAUGAUACCCAGGAGAAGCAGCUGUCAGUGGGAAAAAGAGUCAGAAAGCUGGGCAUAAUGGCAAAUCUCCAGAAGGGGGAGCUGUCAUUCUACGACGCUGAUUCUAUGACCCUGCUUCACUCUUUCUGUGUGCAGUGCACAGCACCUCUCUUCCCCAUGUUAAACCCAUGCAUUGAUGUCAAUGGACUGAACAAACAUCCUCUUACCUUGUUUUGGAUUGAGGACUCCUGGAAUUAGCAUGGGAACAAUAUUAAAGGGUAAAGAGUGAACUUAGAGGUCAACUAAGUUCACUCUCUACCCUAAAUGAUGAGG
Molecule: messenger RNA, 1632 nt
Organism: Larimichthys crocea (large yellow croaker)
Lineage: Eukaryota; Metazoa; Chordata; Actinopteri; Sciaenidae
Product: E3 ubiquitin-protein ligase TRIM41
Exons: 5
Coding region: 1-1557 (518 amino acids)
Molecular function (GO): protein binding; zinc ion binding
Source: RefSeq, a predicted model, not a curated record